Molecule: messenger RNA, 493 nt
Organism: Drosophila takahashii
Lineage: Eukaryota; Metazoa; Arthropoda; Insecta; Diptera; Drosophilidae
Gene: Sfp65A
Product: Seminal fluid protein 65A
Source: RefSeq, a predicted model, not a curated record
CCAAGUUUCCUACCUAUAUCGAUCGAAUCGCCACGGACUAUGGGUUGGACACUCGGACUUUUGCUUUUUCUUUGUGCAGGCGCUCUAACUAAUCAACAAGAGAAUAGUGUGAAUAGCAUAGUAGUUAAUGGCGGUGCCAUAUCAGUGAACACCUCCACAUCUGGCUUGGAUAAUGCCUCGGGGAAUUCCGUAGUUCCAGGACCGGGGUUCAUGCAAGAAACCAAAAUCGGCGAUGUUCCCGGUAAAAAAGGUCCCCCAUUGAAGGGUCUUGGUAAUAAUAUUGUCAUUACGAGCGAGAGCAAGCAUAAAGCGAACGGUAAGGUGAACGCAGUUAACAGCAAGGUUCAAUCGGUGACGAAAAAGCCCAAGACAAAGACCAAGACCGCCACCCGCAAAGCCAAAGGCUGAAUUGGAAUGACCUUGGAAUAAUCGAACAGGCGAUCGAACUACGAUCAUAUUUUAAGAAUUUGUAAUAAAUGCAUUCUGAUCCUUA